AUGCCAUCUUGUCCCUCGUGUUUUGGAAGUCAUAGUAAUGAUGACGAUGAACCAAAGGAAGGAGAAUCAUUCAGUAAAUUAGACUAUAAUUCUGAUGAUGAUAGAGAGCCAGAAGAUCCAAAAUUUAAACCAAAUUUCAAUGAACAAGUGAAAUACAACCCACAAAUUACGAGAGUGAAGAAAAAGGGAAGAUGGCCUACCGAUAUUCCAUGUUUGAUUUUGUUUGUAUUAUAUUGCCUGGGAAUGUUUGCGGUUGCUAUCAUUGCAUGGAGGUUCGGAACACCAAGCAAAUUGUACUAUGGAACUGAUUACAUGGGGAGAACUUGUGGGCAAGACAACAGAAAUGCAUCCGCGAACACGCUGAAGAUUCCAUUCGAUGAAGAUUGUAUUAAUAGUCAAAAGCUCAUUAACAACAAGCAAACAAAUACCACUGCAGUGCAAUUGUGUGAGGAAAAAGUUAAACAGUAUAAGGUUGAUUUUACAGAUCAGUCUCGAUUAUGGUUCAUGGAAGUAUUGGAUCCAUUCUACUAUGGAGGCCUUUGUGUGUCCUAUUGCCCUGGUUUAUUGUCUUCUGGUGAUUCUCUGAUCAGUCAACUCAAUCGAACAGCAGCAUGUCCACCAGAAUUACAGUCAACAACUGUCGCAGUUUCGGGUUAUAGCGUGCCAUUCCUUACUUAUUGCAGUGGCAAAAGAGUUGAUUCUCCGGAGACAUUCCCUGUAAAUGAUGUUUCGAGAGCUUUGUCAACCCAAUUGUCGUAUUUUGAUGUUGUCAAUAGAUGCAUUCCAACAAUUACCACUUCUGGAAAUCUUACUCUCAAUGAAAUUAUUGCAAAAAUUUCUAAAGUCACAUUUGCUGGAAAUUAUUCCUCCAUUGUGGACGAUGCCAGCCAAGUUGUAUCAACCUUUUGGGAUGACGUUACAAGAGGUUGGAAGGUGCUGGUUGCUGCUCUUUUGAUUGCUAUCAUUCUCGGAUUUGCUACCUUGUUGUUUAUCAGAAUUUUUGCAGGAGUCAUUACAUAUUUAACAAUAUUAAUUUGUAUAUUGUCAUUCCUAGGUUUGGGUGCUUUCAUGACAUGGUACGGAUAUAGCCAAGUACAAGCCAUGCAAUUGAAGCAAUUAUCUACGACCGUUCCUAAUGUCAUUUUAUGGAGUGGUGUUGCUGUUAUGGUUAUUGGAUUAUUACUUGCUAUUGCUUCUGCUAUAUUUAUAAUGAGAAUUAGAAGAGCUAUUGGUAUUAUUCAAGAAAGUUCCAAGUCAUUGAUGUACAUGCCACAAGUCCUCUUGUUACCAGUAGUUUUUGCUGUGAUUAUUGGACUAUUUGCCGCUUAUUGGUGUGUUGUGAGCAUAUUUUUAUAUUCUGCAGGAGAUCCUGUCAUCAAGGGAGGAGCUGUACAAUAUGUAUUGAGUACAUGGAUGAGAGGAAUCCUUGCCUAUCAUAUUUUUGGAGGGUUGUGGAUUCUGGCCUUCAUUCAAGCCAUGGAGUUUUUGGUUUUGAGUGGAAGUGUAGCUAGUUGGUAUUGGAGAAGAGAAAAAAGAUUUGUGUUGGGUAUGCCAGUUGUUCGAAGCUUUUUCAGAACUGUUGUUUUUCACACAGGUACAGCUGCGUUUGGAUCAUUAAUUGUGGCUAUUGUUCAAGCAAUUCGAUUACUUUUCGAAAAAAUCCAAAGAGAAUUGGAAACAGCAUCAAACAAUAAUCGUAUUGUUAAGGGAUGUGGAUGGUACGUGAGAGUUGUGCUGUGGAUUAUCGAGAAGGUGAUCAAAUUCUUCAACAGACAGGCCUACGUUCAAACUAGCAUGUAUGGCACAGGUUUUUUAACAUCUGCCAAGAAUGCAUUCCUUCUCAUGCUCAGAAAUCCAAUUCAAAUGGCCAUUACUCAAAGUUUGAGUACUGCAAUUUUAUUGCUAUCAAGACUUGCUAUCUCGUGUUUGACAUGUCUCUUCACUUAUGGUAUUGCUGCAAAGACUACUUUCCUCAACUCUGACAAUAAGGAAAUUCAAAAUCCAAUUUUCUUGGCAGCAAUUGCAUUCAUUAUUGGUUUUGCAGUGUCUAGUUUGUUCUGCAUCAUUAUUCAAUGCGCCAUUGACACAGUCUUGCAAUGCUUCCUUAUUGAAUUAGAAAUGAGAAAAGCAGAUCCAAGUAUCCCAAGAUUCUGUACCAAAUCUCUCAACAGAUACAUUGAAGAAAAUAUUAGAUUGGAAAAGCUCAGCAAUUUCAUUUGCCCUCUAUGCUGUUGCCUCACUUGCAUGUGUUGUUCUGGUCAUUCUGAUGCAUCAAAAGGUGUAGCUCCUCCUGUUGCUUCAAACAAUAUUGAGAUGCCCAGUGCACCCCCAAUGCAUGUGUAA
Naegleria fowleri is the source of this 2343-nucleotide messenger RNA. RefSeq lists its product as uncharacterized. Gene Ontology annotation, cellular component: membrane. Gene Ontology annotation, biological process: transmembrane transport. The transcript is spliced from 6 exons. The record is from RefSeq and is a predicted model, not a curated record. Lineage: Eukaryota; Heterolobosea; Eutetramitea; Acrasida; Naegleriidae. Gene Ontology annotation, molecular function: transmembrane transporter activity. The coding region runs from base 1 to 2343 and encodes 780 amino acids.